AUGGCGAAAAAGGGGCCACAGGGCUGCAGCUCCCCGCGCUUGGGCGGGAGAUCCCACUGCAGGAAGCAUUGCAGGAAGAGUAAGACCGAAAUCAUAGUUCCGAGGAUCAAGAUCCAGGAGGAGGAGAAGAAGAAGAAGAGUAGUAGUAGGAUCGGAAUCAUCGAAGCUCCCAGGACCAAGACCGAGAAGAAGAAUAAUGACAAAAAUAUUGAGAUCAAAGUUCCCAGGAUCAAGAUCGAGAAGGAGAAAACCGAAGCUCCGAAGAUCAAUGCUGAUAAGAAGAAGAGGAAAGAACCGAGCUUGCCAGCAAAGAGGAAUGGGGUUUUGAUCAGUAAACCCUCGGGAUCGAAGAAGCGGAGGACGAUGGAGGAGAUCAACGCCGGUGUUAGGAGGGAAAAUGCAGGGAAGGUAGAGGAUGAGAGAGCUGUCAUCAGAGUGACAGAAAUAGGGCAAAUUUGGGCAUUCCCCAAUUCGUCUGACGGAGGAUUCCCUCGCUCCUACGCCCGAAUUGAUCGCAUCAUCCCGAUCCCUUCGCCCACUGUCGAAGCCACAUUGUUGGUCCCCGAGACUAUCCUCGAGGAAGAGAAGCAGUUCGCUGAGCACGGGCUCUCCUUGUCCUGUGGAAAGUUCAAAUCUUUUGGAAAAACAAUUACUAAAGACAUUGAUCUGUUCACUCAUGAAGUGAAAUGUGAGGUCGAAGAAGGAGAAGGGAGUUGUUUUUAUAGGAUUUUUCCGAGGAAAGGGGAGGUUUGGGCUGUGUACUGGGAUUCUGAGUACAAAUUGGUGGAGAUCGCCUCCGAUUUUAGUGAAGAAGACGGUGUGAAUGUGUUUGGAUUGAUUAAGGUUGAGGGUUUGAAUGGCGUUUAUCAGAGACAGUUGCAUGAAGGGUUUUAUCUGAUCCGGUGCUUCUCGAGGAGAUUCAUGCCGAUGUUUUCUCAUCGAGUUCUGGCAACCAAAAUCGAGGAAAGCGUGGAGAUGCGAUGGAAGGUUAUGUUUCAUUGAUCAAAGGAGAGAUGGGUUUAAAUUAUGCUGAUCAUGAAGGUAUCAUAUGUCCUUUUAUUAUUCAAGAUACCCAAUAUUUAUGUCGACGCAAGGACUUCCACCUAGCAAUGUGCAUGUAAAACUAAGGAACCAUUGAUCAGAGGCCAUCCAUGCAGUUAAGCUGUAAGGUCAGGUACCAGUUCAACUGUUCUCCUAUUUUCCCUAAAAGGAAUAGAAGAAAUUUUGUUUUAGGUGUUCAUAGUUUCAAAGUGCAUGUAUUAUUCAUCCAGACUUGUGUUAUCGUCUACAGAAAAUUCUCAGGUUAUCCCUCAGUGUUAGUGUUGUGAAACAGAUAUAAUACAAAUAGAGAUUUAUACUAAAUUUGUUGCUUUCUCUAUGCAAAUGUAGCUUGGAACUGUUCCAUCAGCAUGGCAAGGUAUAGGAACAUUAUUGUAAACUUAAUGCAACAACUAGGUUCAUGAUGCAUAAACUUUGAAGUCUAUUAUGAUGCAUGUCAAGAGGAAGAUGAAUUGACCUUUAUUGAUUAUCUCUUUUUUCUUUUUCUUUUUUUUAACCUUCACUGAUUAUCAUUCGGUGGUAUGGCUGCUGGCACGAACAUGGAGAUUGAGCAAAUGCAUAUUAAAACCGCAUUCCUCCAUGACUAAUUUUGGAGGAGAUCUACAUGGAACAACACGAAGAUGUCGAAGUCAAAGUAGACUUUGUAUGCAAAAUUGAAGAAAAGUCUAUAUCGCCUCAAGCAAGCUCCUCGGCUAUGGUACAAGAAGUUUGAUAUGCUUAUGGGGUAUCAAGCGUUCAAAAUAACGACUUCGGAUCAUUGUGUCUUUAUGAAGAGUUUUGAUGAUGACACUUUCAUCAUUCUCUUAUUCUAUGUUGAUGAUAUGUUGAUUAUUCUGCAUAACAAAUCGAAGAUUGGAAAGUUGAAGGAAAGGUUGCGCAAUUUUUUUGCAAUGAAAGACUUAGGAUCGACAAAGCAAAUUUUGGGCAGAAAGAUCUUCCAUGAUGAUAAAGCGAAAGGCAAAGAAGAAAGAUCUUCCAUGAUAAUAAAGCAAAAGGCAAAUAAGUUGUGGUUAUCACGAGAGAAGUAUCUUGAAAAGAUGUUACAAAGAUUUAGCAUGAAGACAGCGAAACAGGUUGAUUCUUCACUUGCGGGUGUCGGCCUCGAAGUAAUAUUCUUCAAGCUUGAUGCAUGUCAUGAAGAAUGUUCCUUAUAUGUUGGUAUUAGAAGUUUGAUGUAUGUCAUGGUGUGCACAAGGCCUGACAUGCACGUAGCAUGGGCUUGUUUAGUUGAUUCCUUGCAAGUCUGGAUAAAGGGCAUUAGGUGAAGGUAAAGUGGGUUUUUCAAUAUUUUAGAGGUAUUUUAAAGAAGUGUUUAUGCUUUGGAAUAGAUGAACUAGUAGUGGUUGUAUAUACGGAUGCCAACAUGGUCAAUGACAGUAAUAGUAGAAAGUCUACAUUGAGAUA
Molecule: messenger RNA, 2463 nt
Organism: Asparagus officinalis (garden asparagus)
Lineage: Eukaryota; Viridiplantae; Streptophyta; Magnoliopsida; Asparagales; Asparagaceae
Exons: 2
Coding region: 1-1002 (333 amino acids)
Source: RefSeq, a predicted model, not a curated record